CUUGUGAUGGGCCCUCCUGGUGCGCUGCAAGCUCUCAGCUGCCGGUGUCUGUGGUCUGUUGUCCUCAUUCCUGCUCUUUUCACGGGGGAGGGCCUUCCAGGAAGCCCAGGGCUGGACACGGCUGAGAGGCAGCCUCUCUGCAAGCAGAGAGCCCUUGGAUGGUGUCCUCCUGGCCCAUGGGCACUUGGAGAAAAACUCAAAUCCUCACCCUGGUUGUGGGCCUGCCACAGCCAGCCCAUCUGGCCCAACCUCUUUCUGUCCUUCCCCUGUGGCCUCUGAGCUGCUCCCUGGGCCCAGAACAUUCUUCCCCGUGGCCUUUGCUUGGCUGGCUCCUGCACAGCGUCCAGGCUGGUGCCAGGUCACUUUGCAGCCAGGUCUUGCCUAACCACCAACCUGCCCGCCUGGCACGUCACCCUUCUUCUUGGCGCUUUGCACUCGCCAUCGGAAAUGACCUGCUGUCUUCACUCUCAGAUCAACUGCUCCCGCCAGGAAGUCUGUUACUGACGGACCUCUCCCUAGGUCCCUGCCGUGACUCAGGGUGGCUCACAGUAGGGCAGCACCUAGCACAGGACUCCAGUAGCUAUUUGAACCGUGGAAUCAGGCUGGCCUGGAGGCCAUGCGGGCCUGGCUGGGGCUGGAGGGGCAGGUGAUGAAUCAGCCCACCCCCGUGGGGAGCUAGUCCUGAGUCUUUCUCUCCGUGACCCAGGCCGGGUACCACUGGUAGGCAGCAUCCCCAGCUUUAACUGUUGGAUGGAUGGGCCUGGGCAGCCUUCAGCCCCUACUUCCCAGGUUCCCUGGAGGGGGCUCCAGACACAUCUCUGGAAUCCCUGUGUGUGCAGGGGAGAGGAGCGGACACCCCGGCAGCACAGUGUCAGGCGCAUCCCCAGGGCUGACGCAUCCCCCACAGCGUGUGAUGCUGCAGACGAGCGGUCAGCACACUUUCCCUGCCGAGGGCCAACCAGUAAACACCAGAGGCUUUGCCAGCCAGUCUCCUCCACACACGGCCAUGUCCCCGCAAACAGGAUCGAGAGAAGCCUGCAGGGGGUCAGGCUGGCUGUGGGUCACGUGUGCCCCCUCAGCUGCCACACACAGAGCCCAGUGAUGCUUGGGCCGUGGCCCCUGGAUGAGCAGGUCUGUCCAUCUUCCUGCCCCCAGAUGCUGACCCUCAGGAGCACUCGGGGACCAGCCCCAAGAGUUGUGGGGACAUCUCAGCUCUGCCCUCCCCUGAGCAAAGGGAGGGAGGUUCCUUUCUCUGGGGAGAACAGCAAAGAAGGCUCCCUGUCUGCUGCGGGGACGGGGGACGGGGCGGGGAGCUGUGUGUACCAAGAAAAACCUCCAAGUCAGGUGAACUAGGGUGUGAAGUCAUGGUCAUGGGGGGGGUGGCGGAUGUCGGGAGAGCCACUGAGAGGAUGUUGUCUGCCCAGCCGCUCACCCAGCCUGGACCCCCCGCGGGCCCACAGAGCAUAGGGGUGCAGAGCCUCUGGACCCCCAGGCAGUGCGUGGGGUCACCAACAGGUAACCCCACCCUUGCUGGGCCACAUUUUGCCGCCAGUAGCUGGACAGGGGCCACCAAGACCUGGAGAGAGAGUAUAAAUCACUGAGGGGGGGACAGAGUAGUGUGGGGCGGUCUGGUGCCCCCCACAGGGAUGGGACACUGUUGAAGGCUGUCGUCCCCGGCCCACAAGGCUCUCCUCCUCGGGGGUGCGCCUCACCUCCUCCGUGCGCAGACCGACCCAGGCCUCUCUCUGCUCAGAGACCAGUCUGUCUGAGGAUCUUCCAUUUAGAAGGCAGAAAGAGCAGGAAGCCCGUGUCCCCCCUCCUGGAGUCAGCUGUGAGGGCGCUGUCCCAUGUGCCGCUGCCUUUCCUAAAUAAAACACUGUCUGCCCCCGUCUUCCCGGUCCCUUGCAGUCCCCUCCCCAGGCCACUUUCUCCUGACUUUGGUCUGCGUCGUUUUUUUUUAUCAUCUGAACCAUUUAGAAGCCCAGUACUGCGGCUCUCCCGUCGCUGUGAGACAGGACUCGGAGCUCCUUCCCUCCCACAAAUCCGAACGUCCACAGCGUGCACUGGGGGCUGGGCCCCCCCCCCGCCCCAGCCCUGGGUGACCCACCACCUUCUACCCUCUGCAUUUGGGAAUCUGACCACUUCAGAGGCCUCAUGUUGGUGGGACCAUGCAGUAUUUCUCUUUUUUCGGAUGGCUUGUUUCACGGAGCACAGUAGCUUCAAGGCCCAUCCACACCGUGGCCUGAGCCUGGGUUCCCUUCCCUCUGGGGCCGCUGUGCAGGUGGACCGCAUGGGCAUAUCCAUCGGCUGGUGGACCCUUGGGGCCCCUGCACCCGUGGUCUCUUGUGAAUAACGCUGCGGGCAGGUGGGCAGACACCCCUAGGAGACCCUGCUUUCCAUCCUGUGCAAGCAAGAUGGCUGGGUCGUGUGGUGGUUGGAUUUUUCUUUUCCUUCGUUUUUUUUUUGUUUUUUGGUUUUUGAGGAACCUCCGCAUAUUUUUCCACAGUGGCUGCACCAAGUUAAUUUCCACCAACAGGGCAUGAGGGUCCCCACUUCCCCACGCCCCUGCCUCCGCGUGUCACUUCCUGCCGUGGGUACCAGCCGCCCCCACGGGUGUGAGCGUCCAGCCUCGCCGUCCUUGUGUGUGGUCCAACCCUGCCUAACUGCUGGCAUCUGCACCCAUGCGGCACGCCAUGCACCGUUCUGUGGUUGCUUCUCGUCUCGGCAUUCGGUGCCCUGUCAAUUCUCACCCUCCGCUCAGCCCAGGGUCCUGGGUGGCCGCUGGAAGGCUGCCAGACUGCCCGAGGCAGGGACAGUGCUCCAUCUGGGUAGCGGGCAGCCGGCACCAGCAACCUAAAAAUAGCGGUUGUUACAUCAGGUGGUGUGGGCGGGGCUUCUGUGCAGGCCUUGUGGUCUGCGAGAGGCCAGGGGCUCGUGACAGGGCUGAGCGCCCCCCCCUUGGGCAAUGCUCCCCCCCCCCCCCCCCCCGCACCACCGGCUCCUGGCUGUCUGGACGGCAGAGCGCUGACCCAGAAACCCCGAGUGUGGGUUGGCUUAGCCCGGGUGUGCCGUGUGCCGUGGGCCGGUGGCCACUGCGGCCUCACCCACUUCCUCUGACAGCCGCCGGAGAAGAUGGUGGAGCACCUGGCCAACACCGAGAUCAAUAGCCAGCGCAUCGCCGAGGUGGAGAGCUGCUUCGGGGCGUCGGGGCAGCCGCUGGCGCUGCCGGGCCGCGUGCUGCUGGGCGAGGGCGUGCUGACCAAGGAGUGCCGCAAGAAGGCCAAGCCGCGCAUCUUCUUCCUGUUCAGCGACAUCCUGGUCUACGGCAGCAUCGUGCUCAGCAAGCGCAAGUACCGCAGCCAGCACAUCAUCCCGCUGGAGGAGGUGACGCUGGAGCCGCUGCCCGAGACCCUGCAGGCCAAGAACCGCUGGAUGAUCCGGACGGCCAAGAAGUCCUUCGUGGUGUCGGCCGCCUCGGCCACGGAGCGCCAGGAGUGGGUCAGCCACAUCGAGGAGUGCGUGCGGCGGCAGCUGCUCGCCACCGGCCGCGCGCCCAGCACGGAGCACGCGGCGCCCUGGAUCCCGGACAAGGCCACCGACAUCUGCAUGCGCUGCACGCAGACGCGCUUCUCGGCGCUCACGCGGCGCCACCACUGCCGCCAGUGCGGCUUCGUGGUCUGCGCCGAGUGCUCCCGCGCACGCUUCCUGCUGCCGCGCCUGUCGCCCAAGCCCCUGCGCGUCUGCAGCCUCUGCUACCGCGAGCUGGCCGCCCAGAAGCGCAGAGAGGAGGAGGAGGAGGGCCAGAGCGCGGGGUCCCCGGCCAGGGCCGGCUGUGGAGCGUCCAGUGGAGAUGACGAGGACUUGGACGAGGACAGGGAGGGCAGCGGGGACGGCGACUGGCCCAGCCGUGUGAGGUUCUACGACUCCGGCGUCUCCUGGUCCUCCUUCCACAGCUGACCCCGGCCUCAGGCCAAGGGGCAGCUCCCUGCUCGCUCCCCCAUCACGCAGACUCUGCUGCCUCUGGGGCUCCGUAGAAGGCACAGUCCCCACGCUCCCCAGCACUCCGCCGCCCAGGACCUGACCCCGCCGGUGGUGGGUGCGGCAGGACUGACUCUCACCCUCUGGGGACCCCCCCAGUGGCUCUUUUCUGGACAUGGGCAUCUUUCCACUUGCACUUCGGGAACUGUCUGUUCAGCAGGCCCGAUCUCAGAGGCUUCUUGGGGACAAAGGCCUCGUCCCAGCCCUGUGAGCGGCAGCCCCUUGAGUCAGCACGACCCAGGCACCUUGAGGGACCAGAAGGAGGACAGGGGCUGAGUGAGGUCCUCUUCUCUCUGAGGCCUUGAACCACAGCACGUGACCCCAGAUGAGGACACCCCCAGGGGACGGUGUGGCUCAUGGGAGGCCUCUGGGAGACCUGGGCUCGUCCACCCGCCUCGGAUGCUCACCCGCCUGGUCUGCUGUGCAGAUGGGCUCACCCGGAGCCAGCCAGAGCCUGCCACACGGUGGGCACUGCGGGCUGGGGACCCCAGCCUGCCCAGGCCUCUCACCCCACCUCACCUGUUUCCAUGUGUCCAGGGGGCGGGUCCCUCUCUCAGGCCUCCCCUUGCCCCGUGGCCAGGGGAGCAGCGGGGACACUUUCAUUCCGGGUAACAGAGACCUCACGCAGACAGACUCCAUAAUAAAGAGAAGGCCUGCUGACUGGUGUGGCCGGAAAGUC
This is a messenger RNA of Artibeus jamaicensis (Jamaican fruit-eating bat), 4717 nucleotides long. RefSeq names its product pleckstrin homology and FYVE domain containing 1 (gene PLEKHF1). Gene Ontology annotation, molecular function: phosphatidylinositol binding; metal ion binding. The record is from RefSeq and is a predicted model, not a curated record. NCBI's taxonomy places the organism in Eukaryota, Metazoa, Chordata, Mammalia, Chiroptera, Phyllostomidae. Bases 3133 to 3957 code for a protein of 274 amino acids. The transcript is spliced from 2 exons.